Molecule: messenger RNA, 1259 nt
Organism: Heterobilharzia americana
Lineage: Eukaryota; Metazoa; Platyhelminthes; Trematoda; Strigeidida; Schistosomatidae
Source: the annotation of a GenBank genome assembly
AUUUUCAACAAAACAAUCAAACAAGCAAAUCAGUUGUGCAAACAGAUUGCUGAAAUUGUAACGAAUGAAAUAUUAGAUUUAGAAUUGUAUAAACUUGUCCAUCGUGAACUAACCUUAGAGUUCAUUUACAAGGAAUUCAUUGCCAAUUAAUUGAUGAACAGUUGCAUCGUUUGGCAACGUCUUCUUUAACCAAAUCAAUGGCUAUGUCAUUAUAUGACUAUUCGUUAAUUAAGCGUUGUUUUAAUCGCUUCCACUAUGUUAUAUGGAAACGUGAAGAGGUUAUACAACAUCAGAUUCUAUUGAAUACAAUGCCAACACCUGUCGGUGCUGAUUGUCUACCAUUACGUUUGAUGACUGUAAACAAUCAGAUUAAGAGUAAUAUGGAACAGUUUAAAUUGUCUUGUAACUUAUCAUCAGGUAUAGAUAAACAUUCCUCACAUGUUGAAAACAAAUCUCCACUAUUGGUUAAUUCAAUGACAUCAAGGUUUCUGCCAGAAAUUUCUAAAGUUAGUUCUGUUUCAUAGUAAAUUCUCAUUUCAUAUCUUUGUAAGUUUUUAACUGAGAGAGUCAAUAGAUGGAAUGAUCAGAAAAAAUAAUGUUUAACCUUGAAUAUAGAAGUACAUCAGUUGAAGUUGCCACAAUUCACAGUAUCAUGACAAGAACAAGUGGAUAAAAAGAGAUUGAUAUGAAAGUAGACAAAAGUAAUAUGGGAGGAGAGAGAAUUUAAAAAUUAAGGUUAGUUAAAGCAUUCAAGCUUUCGAAGACAUCAAAGAAUGAGUACAUCUACCCGAUUGUGACCGAUUUCUAUCGACUUGAGAAUUGUAAGCAGAUAGAUAUUGAUUCUAAGCCAUAUCGCCUACAGUUUCCAACCAGCUAUUUCUGUUGUUAUGCAAACUUUAACCGGUAAGUUUACCUAUCUUUGCAAGACUCAGACCAGUUAUCAAAGACUUCAUGAACUGAUGCCAUAUUGUAGUCUUACCGCUUUUAUCCUUUUUCCUACGAAUGUCACGAUAUUCCUAGAGGUACUUUAGAUCUAUGGCUACCUUCCUAGUUUUGGGUAUGCGAAGCUUUAUAUCGCUUGCCACACCACUAACAAUACCAAGAUAUACUGAAGAAAAGAGCGGAGGGUGAAUCAGAGAACGAUCGUUUAUUACUGAUAAAUUAUUAUAGCUUUUGGUUGAAAUAUCGAUCUGUACAAUAUGUUGAAGUCCAUCAUCUCAUUAUUCCAUAUCGUCUUGCUAUUGAUGCGACCACGUCAU